CGCCUUUUAACUUGACUAAACUAAAUAUUGAUAAUGAUGGAAGUGGUACUAAACAGACUCAGGGAUUUCUCCUCUAAGAGUUCACAGUUUGAGUGCAGAUCUGGAGCCGUGGUGACAGGGGGGCUGAGGCUGGACGUGGCACCCAGGGCAGAGUGCUUCCGAGCGGGGUGCACAGCGGGGCGAGGAGAGGGCAGGCUGGAUAUCGAGAGCGCCCUGGCCUGGCUCAGAACAGAACUGAUGGAGAUGCGUUCCCAGGACCAGGCCCUGAUUCGUCAGCUGAUGGAGCUCCACUCAGGCAUACAGGAGCUGAAGCACGAGCUGGAGGAGGAGGAAGAGGAGGAGGAGGUGCCUGGGGAGAGGGAGAGCAGUGUGUGGGACAGUGACAGCGACCACAGCAGUAACAGCAGUCAGUACUCCAGCUCAGGGGAAGUGUCUUAUCUGGCAACCCCUGUGAGACUCUGUACACGAGUACUGAACAAAAGAGGUGUGAUCAGGAGGAGCUCUGUGCCCUGAACCAGUAACCAAGCUCACAUUUUUGUUUACUUAAAGCUUCACUGCGUAACAUUUCAGCAAGAUUAUAUUUUAUUAUGUAAAAUAGAAAACAUUCAUAUUGAAAUAAGAGAGCAGUGAUCAAGAGGAGCUCUGAGCCCUGAAUACAUAACCGAGCUCAUACUUUUGUUUCCUUAAGGCUUCACUACGUAACAUUUCAGCAAAAAAGAUUAAGGUUGCAUGUUUUUCAGUGCACAAUAGAAAACAUUUAUAUUGAAAAUAACAAGAGAGCAGUGAUCAGGAGGAGCUCUGUGCCCUUUACUUAAAGCUUCAGUAUGUAACAUGAGAGUAAAGAUGCAUGUUUUUCAAUGCAUAAUUAAAUAAAAACUGCUAAUAGAGGUGCAUGAUUUUUAAUGCACUCAUAUUGGAAUUGUUUAUAAAUUGUUAUUGUUUACUGUUUAUUUUAUUUAAAAAGCUUCACGGUGUAACAUUUCAACAAAAAACUGUAAGCGUGCAUGUUCUUUGAUAUAGUUUUGAAAUAUAAAACAAUCAUAUUAAAAUAAUCAAAAAGACAUUGAUCAGAAGGAGCUCUGUGACUGCACACUAACCUCAAAUGUUGAAAUGUAUUUUGUACUUAAAGUUUCACUAUGUAACAUUUCAGCAGAAGAAAAGACUAGCAAAAGGGUGCAUGUUUUAAUACACCCAUAUUGAAUAAAAAAGAAAGCAGUGACUAAGGAGCGCUCUGAGAACUUCUGUGUCGUAAUUAGUUUUCUUUAUUUAAAGGUCCACUGUGUAACUUUUCAGACAUAGAUACAUACUGUACGUACAUUCUGGCAAUAAAAAAGCCCAUUUUAUAUUCUAGUCAUAAGAUGAAUGUUAUGCAGUGGAGCUUUAAGAUUCUAAACAUAAGAUAUACAAGUUGAGUGUAAUGAAGUUUUAUGACAAAGGAUUGAAAUGUCCUGUUUACUACUGGUUACUAUUGUGUACUAUUGACUCCCAUACAUUUUAUGGUAGGGUAUUGGAAAUGUGAUUGACAGUUCUUGUGUUUGGCAAGAUGAAAUUUUAUAGAAAACCUGAAUUUUGAUGCCAAAUAUUAACUAUGUGCACAUGUCUUGACUUUUUAGUGUCAAAUUUUUAUAGUUUGGGGCGAGUAGUCAUGCAACCUUGACACAACCUAAAAUGUUUUGUGUAAAAUGUUUAGUGCUAGAAAAAUAUAUGUCCUAACUAAUCAUUUUCAUGAGUCAGUUGUUGUCAUGUAAUUAAAGUGCACAUAUUAUGCCAUUUCUUGAGUUCUUUCCUCAUCAAAAACAUACCUGGAGCUGUGUUUUGUGUAAUUUGUUUCACACAUGUUUAAAACAAAUCUUACAUAUACACUGAGUUCUUCUCUCAAACGGAAAACACUUGUGAUAUUACGCGGUACAGGAAGUGCUCCAUACACCUUCACUAGAAUCUUUUGGGUGUUUUCAGUCCUGGAAUUGCCAAUCUAUACUGAAUAAAAGGUAAACUGUAACUCGAAAAGUACCACUUCAGGACAUCAUAACACGGAACAGAGCAUUUUGAGUGAAUGAAACAAAACACUACUGUGGGUAUGUUUUUGAGGAGGUAACAUUAUAACACUUAAAGCUCGCAGGAGUAGAUUUUGCAUAAUAUAGGACCUUUAAAUGUAGUGUGAGUUACUGUAGUGCAUGAGAUGCUUGAUGACCACAAAUGUAUGUGCAGCACUGAAGCUUACUGACCUUUAGGGGCUGUGGAAUGUGCUCAUAAAAUCAGACUCUGGUUUAUUGUGUCCAUAUAAUGUAUGCACUGACUGUUGUAGCAUGAACAUGAUUUAGCUGUUUCACUGUUAACUCCAUCAAGAUGAAUGUAGACUGGUCAAAUAUGAAUGUAUGUAACAUGUUGAUUUAUGUGUUAAACAGGUACUGUGGGGUAAUGCAGUAUGCCAGUAAAAUAA
This is a messenger RNA of Boleophthalmus pectinirostris (great blue-spotted mudskipper), 2440 nucleotides long. RefSeq lists its product as uncharacterized. The record is from RefSeq and is a predicted model, not a curated record. The transcript is spliced from 2 exons. Lineage: Eukaryota; Metazoa; Chordata; Actinopteri; Gobiiformes; Gobiidae. Bases 34 to 513 code for a protein of 159 amino acids.